Molecule: messenger RNA, 2011 nt
Organism: Trichomycterus rosablanca
Lineage: Eukaryota; Metazoa; Chordata; Actinopteri; Siluriformes; Trichomycteridae
Product: F-box only protein 15-like
Exons: 9
Coding region: 202-1599 (465 amino acids)
Cellular component (GO): SCF ubiquitin ligase complex
Molecular function (GO): protein binding
Source: RefSeq, a predicted model, not a curated record
AGUAAAAACCGUGUGAUUUAGGACAACGCAGGCAGUGUUUUACGCGCGCGUGUUAAAUUGUUUGUACUAGAGUUGGAUUGUAGUUUAGUUGCUGGAUUGUAGUUUAAUUGUUGUACUUUGGUAAAGUGUUGCAGCUCUCUGAAGAAACUGAAUUAUUGUUUUUCUCCGCUUAAUUAAGGAAAUAAGACUUUUUUCAUCGUAAUGUCAGGUGGACGAGGUCAAUUUCUACUGAGUCUGAAGGAGGGGUUGGAAAGGGCUCAGCCUGGUAGACAUGGAAGGACCAAAAAGAGAAGAUUACCCCCUGAGAUCAUCCUGAAGAUCUUCUCCUAUUUGGAUGUGGAGUCUCUCUUCUGUGUUGGCUUUGUGAAUCGGCAGUUUAAUGAGUUGGCCAACGAUAAUGCAACUUGGUAUGACUUGUUCGUUUAUGAAGCUGCAAAAAAGAAAUGGAGACUAAAGCUUGGUGUGAUGGAGAAAACUGUGAGUACACAGGAGCAGGACAUGCCAGCAGUGUACUGGAAGAAGCUACUGUUCAGCAACAUGGGCUUCCAUAAGGACAUGGACUGGAAGAAAGAGUUGACGCACAUCAACCCAUACACAGGCAUGCCUCAACAAACCGAGCAGGUCCUCAGAAAUCUUCGUGUUGGUUGGGAAAUCACACUGACCCAUAAGGAUGGACAGCAGAGAGUGUGUCAGCAAAAUUGGGCUUUUUUCUCGGACUCCUCCGUCACUGUGUGCUGGAACACUGGCGUGUGGCCCUACAUCCGCCAGGUUUUAACCUUACAGAUCCAUGGAGUUGUCUGUCCAUCUGCAUCUACUUCAUCCUACAAGCCGCGUUGGCGCUCUCUGAUUAGUAAAAUAAAGGUGUGCAGUGAUAAAAGGUGGAAGUUUUUUGGGGCAGACUGUUUGGUGAAUCUGUUGCAGUUUGAUGACGGGAUCACUGUGGGACUGUGGAGGGGUACUUGGAAGAUUGCUUUUGUAAUGGCAACCUUGCACUUUCACCAACUAGUGGAAAGAAGUCUGCUCGGAACAGUUUUCUGCCCGUACAGAACAGCAGAGAUCAUCCCAAUGUACAAUGAAUUUAUCCCAGAAGACAGUUUUCAUGGCUAUUCUGUUCUAAUACUGCUGGAUAAUUCAGUUAGACGGAUCAUGCACUGCCGUUACUCACCGGUGCUUUGUACCAUAGUGGAGGACCAUCGUGAAUAUGUACAUUUCAGACCUUCAAACGUUUACAACAUGUCUCCAUGGCCAAACCACACUCCCGUCUCAGGCGAGAUCAGUUUGCCCUGGAAGGCCGAGGGUCUAGAGGGAGACAUCAAGAACUGCUGCAUGAUGACUGUGUCUGUGCUGGAUGAGGCUCAGAGGCCUGUGUGGUGCAUCAGCUCGCCUGCUGGCCUGGUUCUGCCGUUUUCUCAUGUGACAUCUGAAAGCCACGAUGAGGAGCAAUUUGUGCUGAGAUACGAUGAUGAUGAUGGAAAGGUUCGGGUGAAACUGAUGUGGAUGCAGGACUUGCAGCUGUAUUUCCUGGACGGCCUGCACAUCUGGAUCCGGCUGACCAGAGUAAACGCUCAUUACAGGAGAAUUCGCACCGAUGUUACAUAGUUCAAAUAAUUAUACAUUUCAACACUGCAAGUUCGAGAUUCAGACUUUCCUAAUUUGUUAGCACAGUUUUUUUCUCUUUUUAAGGCUUCUAACAAUGAUUUGGUUUUAUAUGAUUUGCAUAAACAUAUUAUUUAUGGGAGGAAUGGGGUGUAAGUCAGUGUUUUCUGUGUUGUUAUAAGGGAUGCUUUAGGUUUUAGAUCUCGAGUUUUGAGAUUGAAAAAUCCUACUUGUUUACUUUGUCACAUUUUAAUGUUAGAAUGAUAAAGAGUCAUUUAUGUCUAAUGUUUAUUUAUGUUUUUAGCCUUUUUUCAAUCUCACAAAAGUGAGACAGUAAUUAUCACAACUUAUUUAAUACACUGCAGAAUGUGGUAUGUAUGGAAGGCACAGCAGUAAAACAUGCUAGCUCACGAAA